Candoia aspera is the source of this 2728-nucleotide messenger RNA. RefSeq names its product transmembrane 7 superfamily member 2 (gene TM7SF2). The record is from RefSeq and is a predicted model, not a curated record. Bases 137 to 1396 code for a protein of 419 amino acids. Gene Ontology annotation, molecular function: Delta14-sterol reductase activity. The transcript has 11 exons. Gene Ontology annotation, biological process: cholesterol biosynthetic process. Gene Ontology annotation, cellular component: endoplasmic reticulum membrane; nuclear inner membrane. NCBI's taxonomy places the organism in Eukaryota, Metazoa, Chordata, Lepidosauria, Squamata, Candoiidae.
GCAUCCUGCGCCCUCCGCAGCAGAUCUGGAAAGUGCCUGGCUUUAAUGCAGAUCAAGGCAUAAAACAGGUGCAGGAGUUCUCCGUCGGUGGAAAGUUUCAACCGAAGGCGCUCCUGGGUCUGAGCUCAGAGAGAAAAUGGAUCGACUGAAGGUGCCCCGGACCAAAGAACUGGAGUUUGGGGGCGUAUUCGGGGCUGCCCUCCUGAUUGUCUUGAUGCCCGCCACGGUCUUCUACCUGCUGCUGGUCUGCCGGACAGAGCAGGCCAGUGUGCUGACCCUGCCCCUUCCUUUGCCCUCGCUCCGCUCCCUCUGGAGCCCCCCAGACUUCGCCCUGGUCCUGGCUUGGAUAGGAUUCCAAGCCCUGCUCUACAUGCUGCCGAUGGGAAAACUCACAGAAGGGAUCAUUCUUCGGGACAAGAGUCGGCUGCAAUAUUGCAUUAAUGGUUCCCACGCCAUGUUGGUCACAGCCCUGAUGGUGGGUGCUGGACUGGCCGUGGGGCUGCGCCUGAGUUACAUCUACGACCACCUCCUGCAACUUGCGUUCGCGGCGACCGUCAUUGCCUUCGGCCUCAGCGUCCUCCUCUAUUUUAAAGGCUUGCUGGCCCCAGAGACGGCCCUGGCUCCCGGCGGGAAUUCAGGAAACCCCAUUUAUGACUUCUUCAUGGGCCAUGAGCUGAACCCACGCAUCGGUGACUUUGAUCUCAAAUUUUUCUGUGAGUUGCGCCCAGGUCUCCUUGGUUGGGCCCUGAUCAACAUGGCGAUGUUAGUGAAAGAGACAGAGCUGAGAGGCAGCCCGUCUUUGGCCAUGAUCCUGGUUAACGCCUUCCAGCUUCUCUAUGUGGUGGAUGCCUUCUGGCAUGAGGAAGCCGUUCUCACCACGAUGGACAUCGUCCAUGAUGGCUUUGGCUUCAUGCUGGCUUACGGAGACCUGGCGUGGGUGCCGUUCUUGUACAGCCUCCAGUCAUACUUCCUCGUAACCCACCCCCAGAAGCUUAGCCUGCCUCUUGCGGGGGGCAUUGUCCUGCUAAAUGGCCUGGGCUAUUCCAUAUUCCGUGGUGCCAACUCGCAGAAAAACACCUUCCGCCGGAAUCCCGCGGAUCCCAGAGUGGCUGGGCUCCGGACAAUCCCUACGGCGACUGGACGGCGCCUUCUCGUUUCGGGCUGGUGGGGUUUUGUGCGACACCCCAACUAUUUAGGAGACCUCAUCAUGGCUUUUGCGUGGUCUUUGCCCUGUGGAUUCACUCACAUCUUACCUUAUUUUUAUAUCAUCUAUUUCACCUUGCUGUUGGCUCAUCGGGAAGCCAGGGAUGAACACCAGUGCCUGAGGAAAUAUGGGCUGGCAUGGCAAGAAUAUUGCCGCCGUGUCCCCUAUCGGAUCUUCCCCUAUCUCUACUGAAUGCUCAAGUGCCCGUCUCCAAAUGCUCCCUGGACUUACCUCUGAGCACAAUUGUGCUCUGGCCUCAUGCCAGUGAGAGAAACGAGACACCAGCAUUGCCUGGCAAGCGGGCAGAAGUGUCAGCUGCACAUGGCUGUUUCCCCAAACUUCACUCCAUCGACAUGCUUGGUUUUUUUUCCAUGAACUUUCUCCUGCUUCACUUCCCUGCCUGGAAGAUAUCUUCAUCUGAUGCCCUUUCAGCUGUCCAGAGUUUGUCCACAAUAUGAAAAGACCCUGGAAAUGAAGACUCUGGAGUUGGAGUAAUUUCUAUGGAAAUAAACUGAUUUUUAAUGAUUUACUGUUUCUAGAGAAUGAGAGAAGGGAUAUCAAUGGAACAAGCAAAGCACCUUGGUGAUGUUUCUUGAUCUUCUAACAUUUCACCACGUUUGCUAGUGUUCAAUAUGAAGGUCUAGCAGCCGAAAAUUUUGUAAAGAGAUUAAAAGGCCAAGAUCCUUCUGCGUCCGUUAAAACCACGAGCCCUAUUUAUACAAAUUAACAAAGCAAUACUAACCGGGAGGCUGAAAUAAUAAAGGAGAACUGGAUGUAAUUUGGAGUGUCAUAAAAUGUCACUUUUUGAAAACAUGCAUUACAGAGAUUUUCAAAAAGACAUUAAGAACGCUUAACUUUAGUUUUCUUAUGGCUUUAACUAAGCUCAGGGCUUUUAAAUUGCAGAAAGGUGGAGUCCUUGGUGCUCUCCGAGCUUGGCUGUUUGCUUGCAGACGUUUCACUGCCCAACUAGGCAACAUCUUCAGUGCUUGUAGAACCGUCGAAUGCUUUUGGGAUGGGGUGGGAUGGAGGUAACACCCAUAGAAUGCCAGCUUUUAAAAAAAGAGCGUUUAAAACUCAAAUGUGUUUUCUGCUCUUAAAUAGCAAAUAAUGUGAUGCGGGGAAUAAUAUGAAUAUUCUUUGUAAUGGGAAAUAGCGAGUUGCUUAUUUCUAGUUAGUGGAGAUGCACGUUUUGAAGAGGAUUUCUCUGAGUCACAUUGGCAAGAAUAACAAAUUUAUUCAAUUUUUGUUUUACUUCUGGUGCAGAGGCACGUCUGUUCAUAGAACAACUGAAGGAAGAUGAGGGGUUUUCAAGUUCACCCCCCAGGCCAUUUAAUUACUGGAACAAGGGAGGCAAAAUAAUGCAGGCAAAGGAAUCUUGAGGUGACCCAACAUGGAGAGCUGAACUGGAUUUGCUCCCUUGGGAUCCUCUGGUUGCCUCCAGAUUUAAGGAGUUAUUGGCUUCUGCAGAGUUUUGAAAGGAGAUUGAGCAAGGAAGCAUAUAAAUAAAGGUGAUUAAAAACUCAA